AAGAAUUCUUAAACAAGAGUUAAAAAUAUGAUUAACUUAUUGGUACCACACAUAAAAUCCAUAGCAAUAUCACCACACGUAUCAUACUCUCUGUAUCCUACUGUGGAAUACUCUACUCUCAUAUACAGUCAAUAUCACCACACGUAUCAUACUCUCUGUAUCCUACAGCCUACUGUGGAACACUCUACUCUCAUAUACAGUCAAUAUCACCACACGUAUCAUACUCUCUGUAUCCUACUGUGGAAUACUCUACUCACAUAUACAGUCAAUAUCACCACACGUAUCAUACUCUCUGUAUCCUACUGUGGAAUACUCUACUCACAUAUACAGUCAAUAUCACCACACGUAUCAUACUCUCUGUAUCCUACAGCCUACUGUGGAAUACUCUACUCACAUAUACAGUCAAUAUCACCACACGUAUCAUACUCUCUGUAUCCUACAGCCUACUGUGGAAUACUCUACUCACAUAUACAGUCAAUAUCACCACUCGUAUCAUACUCUCUGUAUCCAACUGUGGAAUACUCUACUCUCAUAUACAGUCAAUAUCACCACACGUAUCAUACUCUCUGUAUCCUACUGUGGAAUACUCUACUCACAUAUACAGUCAAUAUCACCACACGUAUCAUACUCUCUGUAUCCUACUGUGGAAUACUCUACUCACAUAUACAGUCAAUAUCACCACACGUAUCAUACUCUCUGUAUCCUACUGUGGAAUACUCUACUCACAUAUACAGUCAAUAUCACCACACGUAUCAUACUCUCUGUAUCCUACAGCCUACUGUGGAAUACUCUACUCACAUAUACAGUCAAUAUCACCACACGUAUCAUACUCUCUGUAUCCAACUGUGGAAUACUUUACUCUCAUAUACAGUCAAUAUCACCACACGUAUCAUACUCUCUGUAUCCUACUGUGGAAUACUCUACUCUCAUAUACAGUCAAUAUCACCACACGUAUCAUACUCUCUGUAUCCUACUGUGGAAUACUCUACUCUCAUAUAAAGUCAAUAUCACCACACGUAUCAUACUCUACUCACAUAUACAGUCAAUAUCACCACACGUAUCAUACUCUCUGUAUCCUACUGUGGAAUACUCUACUCACAUAUACAGUCAAUAUCACCACACAUAUCAUACUCUGUAUCCUACUGUGGAAUACUCUACUCACAUAUACAGUCAAUAUCACCACACGUAUCAUACUCUCUGUAUCCUACUGUGGAAUACUCUACUCACAUAUACAGUCAAUAUCACCACACGUAUCAUACUCUCUGUAUCCUACUGUGGAAUACUCUACUCUCAUAUACAGUCAAUAUCACCACACGUAUCAUACUCUCUGUAUCCUACUGUGGAAUACUCUACUCUCAUAUACAGUCAAUAUCACCACACGUAUCAUACUCUACUCAUAUAUACAGUCAAUAUCACCACACGUACGUAUCAUACUCUGUAUACUACAGCCUACUGUGGAAUAUACAGUCAUUGUGUGUUCUACCAACAAAAAUGACAACUAUUAAACUGAUGUGUUAAUCAGUGAUAAAACUUAAUUAUUUACAACUUUCAUUUCAUUCAUUAUUGAAAUCUUGAUUUUUUAUGACAUUUCUCUUUUGACAAGGAUUCAGAUGUAACAAGUUAAUUUACACACAGGCAAAGGUAAAAAUUUUAAAAACCUUUCAGACAUGUAGUCACCAAUAUUUACUUGCCCACUGACCAAAUUUACUGGUCCUGGGCCAUCGGACUUGGGAUUUUUUCCUGCCUAAUAUUUUUGGUCGGAUGGAGAUAUGUGUCAGUUAUCAUUAUACAAUUAAAUAUUUCUGAAGUGAAUAAAAAAAUAAGAUCUCUCAAAAUCAUCAAUUUUGAAAAUAAAACAAAAACAAAAAAUUGCCUAGAUCUUCACUCAAUCUGAUCAUCAGAACAAUCAUUUGUAUUACAGUUUGAACACAAAUUUCAAAUAACGAUACUUUUGUACUGUAGGAAAUGGUUCAUUCAAUCAAAAGGUUCAAUAUUAAAUUCAGAUUUUUUUUUUAACUUGAGUGAAGAGAAAAA
Messenger RNA from Pecten maximus, 2034 nucleotides. RefSeq names its product dynein heavy chain-like. The coding region runs from base 28 to 999 and encodes 323 amino acids. NCBI's taxonomy places the organism in Eukaryota, Metazoa, Mollusca, Bivalvia, Pectinida, Pectinidae. The transcript is spliced from 2 exons. The record is from RefSeq and is a predicted model, not a curated record.